Molecule: messenger RNA, 1607 nt
Organism: Lolium rigidum
Lineage: Eukaryota; Viridiplantae; Streptophyta; Magnoliopsida; Poales; Poaceae
Product: protein DETOXIFICATION 16-like
Exons: 8
Coding region: 28-1470 (480 amino acids)
Biological process (GO): xenobiotic detoxification by transmembrane export across the plasma membrane
Cellular component (GO): membrane
Molecular function (GO): antiporter activity; xenobiotic transmembrane transporter activity
Source: RefSeq, a predicted model, not a curated record
GAGGGGAGAGAGAGAGAGUAUUUGUGAAUGGAGGUAGGAGAUGCACUAGACGAGAUGAAGAGGCAGUUGAAGCUCGGGUUGCCAAUUUCCUUCACGAAUGUGCUCAACACGAGCCUCCUAUUCGUGUCUCUCAUGUUCGUCGGUCACCUGAGCGACAGCGAGCACGUCUUCGCCGGCACAGCGUUGGCCACCAGCUUUUCUUUUGUCACUGGAUUCAGCAUAAUGAUUGGACUGAGCAGUGCACUAGACACAUUCUGCGGUCAAGCUUUCGGUGCAAAAGAAGAAGCUUCUGUUGGUGUACACACGCAGAGAGCUAUGCUAGUGUUAAUAACCAUCUGCGUUCCAGUGUCAGUAAUGUGGAAUUUUACAGAGCCUAUACUGAUAUUCAUUCGACAAAAUCGUGAUGUUUCUACCGAGGCCGCUUCCUACAUCCGAUGGCUGAUCCCAGGACUAUUUGGUUACGCACUCGUUCAAUGCCAGACUAAAUUCCUGAACAAUCAACGAGUAGUGAUUCCCUUGAUGCUUAGCUCAUUGAUCUGUUCAGUACUCAACGUACCGUUGUGCUGGCUUCUUGUUUUCAAGUCUCCUUUUGCAAACAAGGGUGCUGCCAUGGCUCUCUCUAUCUCAUAUUGGUUCAAUGCUAUCUUUCUUGCACUUUACAUCAGAUUUUCACACACUUGUAAGGCAACAUGGAAAGGGUUUUCGAGGGAUGCCUUCCACCAUGUGUCUCAGUUCCUCAAGCUUGCUGCCUCGUCAGCAUUGAUGCUAUGUUUAAGAUUCUGGUCGUUGGAGCUUCUAGUGCUUCUUUCUGGUAUUCUCCCGGACCCAAAACUCGAAACUUCAGCAUUCUCGAUUACGCGUAAUACUUCAUCAAUCGUUACCAUGAUCGCCUUUGGUUUGAGCAGUUCUGUCAGCAUACGUGUAUCAAACGAGUUGGGUGCUGGUCGUCCAAAAGAAGCGCGCAAAGUUAUAUUAAUAGCUUUGUUUAUAGCUACCUCUGAAGGCUUGAGCAUGUCCUUACUUCUAGUCUUGUUAAGAAAUAUAUGGGGAAAGCUUUAUAGCAACGAAACCAAAGUUGUGAAGUAUGUGGCCAAUAUAUUACCUUUGGUCGCCAUUUGCCAUAUUGUUGAUUCAAUACAGUGCUUGUUUUCAGGUACAUUAAGGGGAUGUGGUUUGCAAAAGAAAGGUGCAAUAAUAAUUUUAGGAACGACGUACAUAAUUGGCGUCCCUCUUUCAGUUGUUUUGGGAUUUGUUGUUCAUAUGAGAGCAAAGGGCUUUUGGAUCGGGUUCAUCAUCGCAUUGUGCGUUCAAGAUUUGAUAUUCGGAAUGGCAUUUUUAUGCAUUGAUUGGGAGAACCUGGCUGCAAAAGCUAAAGAGAGAGUACAUAUUUCCAUCUCGCAAAAAGAGAACGUCUACAAUAGAGAGGGUGAGACAGAUAUAGGGCAACUUCAAGGUAUAAGGAGCACGUAACAGAAGAUCAUGUUUCUCCACCCCACAUGCCUUGAUCAGAAAACCAACGGAUGUACGUGGACAAAGUUUAACCUACUUUGCUCCUUGGGCACAUCACAGAAAAAAAAAAACUAUUGCCUUCAGCUUAUGCCCCAUAA